GCGGCGGACUAUGAGGCGCCCACCAUGGUGCGAUGCGACCGCGGGCUGCAGAUGCUGCUGACCACGGCCGGAGCCUUCGCCGCCUUCUCGCUCAUGGCCAUCGCCAUCGGCACCGACUACUGGCUCUACUCCAGCGCGCACAUCUGCAACGGCACCAACCUGACCAUGGACGACGGGCCCCCGCCCCGCCGCGCCCGCGGCGACCUCACCCACUCGGGGCUGUGGCGGGUGUGCUGCAUCGAAGGGAUCUAUAAAGGGCACUGCUUCCGGAUCAAUCACUUCCCGGAGGACAAUGAUUACGACCACGACAGCUCCGAGUAUCUCCUUCGCGUCGUCCGCGCCUCCAGCGUCUUCCCCAUCCUCAGCACCAUCCUGCUGCUGCUUGGCGGGCUUUGCAUCGCGGCCGGGAGGUUCUACAGCCGCAAGAACAACAUCGUGCUCAGCGCGGGCAUCCUUUUUGUGGCUGCAGGCCUCAGCAACAUCAUCGGCAUCAUCGUCUACAUCUCCAGCAACACGGGCGACCCCAGCGAGAAGCGUGACGAGGACAAGAAGAACCACUACAACUACGGCUGGUCCUUUUACUUCGGAGCACUGUCUUUCAUCGUGGCCGAGACGGUGGGCGUCCUGGCUGUGAACAUUUACAUUGAGAGAAACAAAGAGCUGAGGUUUAAGACCAAGAGGGAGUUCCUCAAGGCGCCCUCGUCGUCCCCCUACGCCAGGAUGCCCAGCUACCGGUACCGGCGACGGCGCUCGCGGUCCAGCUCCAGGUCCACCGAGGCCUCGCCCUCCAGGGACGCGUCCCCCGUGGGCCUGAAGCUCACCGGGGCCAUCCCCAUGGGCGAGCUGUCCAUGUACACGCUGUCCAGGGAGCCCCUCAAGGUGACCACCGCCAGCUACAGCCCCGACCAGGAGGCCAGCUUCCUGCAGGUGCACGACUUCUUCCAGCAGGACCUGAAGGGAGGCCUGCACCUUAGCAUGCUGAACCCGCGGACGACCCCCGUGUGAGCCCCCCUUCUCGGCGCCGGCCUCUCCCCCACGCCCGUCGGACCCCACGCCGGGGCAGCCGAACCUUGGGACGGGCCAGCGGUGGGGCCGAGGCCAAACGCACCUCCCUGGGCUCCGCCACGUCCCGGCUGCCUUGGAGCGAGCGGAAGGAUGACUUUACCCCCACGGGGUGUUUCGAAGCCCCUGGGGUCCCUGAUCUCCCAGGAGGCCAGAGGCGCCCCUGAGCUGCACGGCCGCCUCAACCCCGGAAAACAAAAGUGAGCCAUUAUCUCCUCUGGAAGCCAACCUUGCCAGAUGGCUGGCUCUCGGCCCCCCCUCCCUGCUGGCGCUGCGCCCCCGAGGGCUCCCCGGGCACACCGGGGCCUGUGGACACCGCCCAGCUGAUUUUUCACCUGAGGUUCCCGCGUCUGUGAGCCUGCGGCGAGGAGACCGCGCCUCCUGUCUCUCCCUGCUGUGGCCUGCUGCCCACAUAACUGAUCCCCAGGAGAAAGCCCUGCGGCCAGCUGGUGCUUCAUGCUGUCCUAGGGCCGACCUCCCUGGACCCUCCACUGAGGCCCGUGGAGAACUCACAGAGGAGGAGGGCCCCAGGCCCUGGGCGUGAGGGAAAGGCCAGAGUCUGUUGCUGUUCCUGCCGGCUUCUGGAAGCUUCUGCCUCACACUCUAACCUACGGCAAGGACAUGCUGACUGCGUUUGAGAGUCAGGAAUGUUGCAUGGGUCAGAGGGGAGGUGGCCACAGGGACCCUCUUGCUGUGUCCCUCCCCCUGCCCCUCUGUUUCUCCUGUGGCCACAGGAGCCGAAACUUCUGUGCAAGGCAGGGAGCCCCCAGAGUGAACAGGAAAAACAAAACAAAACAAAACAAAAACAGAACAAACACCCAUUUCUUGGUGGUUAUUAAUCACGAUUUAUUGCAAAUAGAUGCCAGGAGAGCAAGUGACAUUCAUUUCCUCAUCUUAAAAGUAGCAGCCACCCUCUCGCCGGCUCCUAUUGUCGUAAUUUAUUCGCCAGCCACCGCCUGAAAGGGCUCAGCGGAGGAAGUUCGGAUCAAGAGCAGAGAUGAGCUUUCCUGCCGCCCGGCGAGAGCCAAGUCUCAGCUCUUGGGAACCAAGGAGGUGGGUUCCGGGCCUGGCGUUUUCCCAGCGGCUUCCACCCCUCCCCAAAGCAAGCAGAGGAAGCAGAAGCAGGUCCAGGUUCUGAAGACGGAGGACCCCUCUUUUAUAUAAAACACGUGCUUUCUAACGAGAACUCAUUUCUUACUUUUUGAGACGUCGUAAUCCACUCUUGAACCAUCCGUCGUCUGUGACCCCGGUAGCUGUUGACCUGGGAAGUGACCGGCCAGUUCUUACCUCAGCCACCUGGUCACCGAGGCCCAGGGCGGACUCGAGCCCCAGGAGCUCAGGUCCAGGUCGGGGGCAUCGCCACCCGGCCCCCUGCGGGAGGGGUGUCGGCCUGCAAGGCCUCCGACAGACGGCCCGUGGAGCGGUGAGCUGCAUGGGCGGCGUGUGGGCCCUUGUCUGCUUGCUCGAUGCCCGUCCUCCGGCGAGGUGGGCUCUGUGUGGUGGUUUGUCCAGCAUGUACAGCAGUGAAUGCUGAAGUGUCAGGGCUCGAGGCCUGCCUGCUGUGGGCCCACCCGUCCUUUCCCGCCCCCCUCCCUUCCACCCUCACCCCCUGCCCCCCACAACACCGUCUUGCCAGGCUAAAGGGGGUCUGCGGACCCAGCAAGGCCCUGAGACUCUUGUUACUUCCAAAAGCAGAGCAGGCUGGCUGUCUCUCCCUCAUGCAUAAGCCACCGCCCUGCCCACGGCCCCAGAAGUUUCCCUCAGUCGUGGAGAAGGCUGAGUCCCACUGAAUUCUACCUCCUGCCCAGCCCCAGGCGGAGCACACGGGGCCCACUCUAGGGACCAGGAACAAGUACAGGGAGGUGACAGAGGACGGAAGAGCCGGGAGCAGACCCACCUCAGACCCCUGGCCUUUCCCGCGGGGAGCUCACACCUUCCCCCUGGCCACGUCCCAGCUGGGCGGGGCGCCUGUCUGGAAGGGAGCAUUGCGUCCCUCUACCUGAUGAGGCCUUGUGCCCAAGGGGGGUGUGGUGGCCUGUACCCACCUUCUCGCCCUCCUCCCAGCCCCCCCCCUCUCCCACCAGCCCCUGUGUGUCUCACCAGUUAAGCACCUGUGAAUUCUGUAUCUACUACUGGUUUUGGGUUGUUAGUUCUGUCUGUUUUUUUAAU
Molecule: messenger RNA, 3231 nt
Organism: Condylura cristata (star-nosed mole)
Lineage: Eukaryota; Metazoa; Chordata; Mammalia; Eulipotyphla; Talpidae
Gene: CACNG4
Product: calcium channel, voltage-dependent, gamma subunit 4
Exons: 4
Coding region: 25-1005 (326 amino acids)
Biological process (GO): positive regulation of synaptic transmission, glutamatergic; postsynaptic neurotransmitter receptor diffusion trapping; neurotransmitter receptor transport, postsynaptic endosome to lysosome
Cellular component (GO): voltage-gated calcium channel complex; AMPA glutamate receptor complex; postsynaptic density membrane
Molecular function (GO): channel regulator activity; voltage-gated calcium channel activity
Source: RefSeq, a predicted model, not a curated record